Messenger RNA from Esox lucius (northern pike), 5171 nucleotides. RefSeq names its product OPA1 mitochondrial dynamin like GTPase (gene opa1). Gene Ontology annotation, molecular function: GTP binding; GTPase activity; microtubule binding. The record is from RefSeq and is a predicted model, not a curated record. Gene Ontology annotation, cellular component: mitochondrial membrane; microtubule; cytoplasm. The transcript is spliced from 30 exons. Bases 156 to 3356 code for a protein of 1066 amino acids. Gene Ontology annotation, biological process: mitochondrial fusion. Lineage: Eukaryota; Metazoa; Chordata; Actinopteri; Esociformes; Esocidae.
GUUGUCCAGGAAGUCGAGCUGUCAUUCCAAUUUCUGGAUGUGUCCUUGUUAGCUAGUAGGCUAGCCGAUAUGUACUAUCUGUAAACAUGAUAUGAGGUGUGCCUAAGAGCAAAUUUAUAACACAGUUCAAUUUACCCCUUGUUGGUAAUAGCGCUAUGCUACGAGUUGGAGGCACAGUGGCCUGUAGCAUGGCCUGCAGGAACCUGGUGUCCCCCAACAUGGCGUUGAGGUUCAGGAUGCCGUUGCAGAAACUGCACCCGCUGUCCCGUGCCAUUCACCACCGGUACAAUGCCAGUGCCAACCCGCCGCGCCCCCCGCACCGAUCAGCAGCUCGUCACUUCACCUCUAUGUCCCGGCUGCCCAUGCGACCCCCCAAACCUCCACCUAGAGGCCAUGGGGGCUGGCGCUACCAGCAGCACCGCAACUUCUGGAUGCUACGCUUGGCCUCAAGGCUGCUCAAGCUCCGCUACAUUUUGUUGGGAUCGGCGGUUGGAGGCGGAUACACUGCAAAAAAGACCUACGACGAGUGGAAGGAUAUGCUCCCUGAUAUGAGUGAAUACAAUUGGGUGAUACCUGAUUUUGUCUGGGAGAUGAGUGAACAGAUUGACCUAGACAAACUUACCAAAAUGCUGCCAGAGUUAGAGGAGAUAGCCAAGCUGCUGCCUGAAUUCCCCGACUUUGAUAAAAUUGGAGAGAACUUCACCUUCCUCAAGAGUAUUCUGUCCACCGGUGUGAGUGUGGUUAGUGAAGAAGCUUCUGGUCUGCGUCUGUUGUUAGCAGACGCCCCAGGAGAUCCUACAGUCAAAUCAGCCACAGAAACCCCAGUAUCGUCCACACCAGAGGCCAGCGACAAGCACUUCAAGAAGGGUCUGCUCGGCGAGCUCAUUCUCAUUCAGCAGCAGAUUCAGCAGGCAGAGGAGGAGGUCCGGCGGGCCGCCGCAGCAAAUAACUUGCGGCCAAGCCCAGAGCCCGCCCCCAGCCACACCCCGCCUCCACCGCCACCUGUGAGCCCGCCCCGGCCUCAGAUCCCUGUGCCAAAGCCAGCCACCACCCCGAACCCCGGUCCCAGCCCCCCUCUGCAAAAACGCAAGUCAUCAGACAAGGAGAAGGUGGACCAGCUUCAAGAGGAACUGCUCCGAACACAGAUGAAGUACCAGCGUAUGCUGGAGAGACUGGAGAAAGAGAACAAAGAUUUGAGGAAAGUGGUGCUGCAGAAGGACGAGAAAGGCAUCCACCAGAGGAAAGUCAAGGUUAGUAAGUCUCUAAUUGAUAUGUACUCUGAGGUCCUGGACAUCCUCUCGGACUUUGACUCCAACUACAACACCCAGGACCAUCUGCCCAGGGUGGUGGUGGUGGGGGACCAGAGUGCCGGGAAGACGAGUGUGUUGGAGAUGAUCGCCCAGGCUAGGAUCUUCCCCCGGGGAUCUGGAGAAAUGAUGACCCGAUCUCCUGUCAAGGUGACACUAAGCGAGGGGCCGCAUCAUGUGGCCAUGUUCAAGGACAGCAGCCGUGAGUUUGACCUGGGCAAAGAGGAGGACCUGGCCGCCCUGAGGCAUGAGAUAGAGCUGAGGAUGAGGAAGAGUGUGAAGGAGGGCCAGACGGUCAGUCCUGAGACGAUCUCCCUGAAUGUCAAAGGCCCGGGCAUACAGAGGAUGGUGCUAGUGGAUCUACCGGGAGUCAUAAGUACCGUAACAGCAGGCAUGGCGUCUGACACCAAGGAGACCAUCUUCAGCAUCAGCAAGAACUACAUGCAGAACCCCAACGCCAUCAUCCUCUGCAUCCAGGAUGGGUCAGUGGAUGCCGAGCGCAGUAUUGUGACAGACCUGGUGAGUCAGAUGGACCCCCAGGGAAAGAGGACCAUCUUUGUCCUGACUAAAGUGGACCUGGCAGAGAAGAACCUUGCCAGUCCAAACCGGAUUCAACAGAUUGUUGAAGGAAAGCUGUUUCCCAUGAAGGCACUGGGCUACUUUGCUGUCGUGACAGGGAAAGGCAGUGCUGGGGAGAGCAUCGAUUCAAUCAAGGAUUACGAAGAGGACUUCUUCCAGAACUCCAGACUGCUCAGAGACGGCAUGCUGAAAGCCCACCAGGUCACCACCAAGAACUUGAGCCUGGCUGUGUCCGACUGCUUUUGGAAGAUGGUCCGGGAGUCCGUGGAGCAACAGGCCGAUGCCUUCAAAGCGUCACGUUUUAACCUGGAGACAGAGUGGAAGAACAACUACCCUCGUCUCCGAGAGCUGGACAGGAAUGAACUCUUUGAAAAAGCCAAGAACGAAAUCUUGGAUGAAGUCAUUAGCUUGAGCCAAGUGACACCAAAACACUGGGAGGCCAUCCUGCUGAAGAAGCUGUGGGAACGAGUGUCCACCCAUGUCAUUGAGAACAUCUACCUGCCUGCCGCACAGACCAUGAACUCUGGUACCUUCAACACCACCGUGGACAUCAAGCUCAAACAGUGGACCGACAAGCAGCUGCCCCACAAAGCCCUAGAGGUGGCCUGGGAGACACUCCAGGAGGAAUUUGCUCGUUUCAUGGCCGAGUACAAGGGGAAGGACCAGGACGACAUUUUUGAUAAGCUCAAGGAGGCGGUGAAGGACGAAAGCAUCAAGAGACACAAGUGGAACGAGAGGUCCAUGGACAGCCUGAGAGUGAUCCAGCACAAUGCUCUGGAGGACCGUUCCAUCACAGACAAGCCCCAGUGGGAUGCUGCCAUCGAGUUCAUGGAGGAAACCCUGCAUGCGCGCCUCAAAGACACGGACUGUGUGAUCAACGACAUGGUCGGUCCCGACUGGAAGCAGCGCUGGCUGAGCUGGAAGAACCGAUCGCCCGAACAGCACAUCCGCAACGAAACCAAAAACGAGCUGGAGCGCCUGCUGAAGCUCCAUGAGGACCACACGGCGUACCUGGCCAACGACGAGGUCACCACCGUGCGCAAGAACCUGGAGGGCCGAGGGGUGGAGGUGGACCCUGUCCUGAUCAAGGACACAUGGCACCAGCUGUACAGAAGACACUUCCUGCAGAAGGCUCUUCAACACUGUAACCUCUGCAGACGAGGCUUCUACUACUACCAGAGGCAUUUCGUUGACUCUGAGCUGGAGUGUAAUGAUGUGGUGCUGUUCUGGAGGAUCCAGAGGAUGUUGCUCAUUACCGCCAACACUCUCAGACAGCAGCUCACCAACACUGAGGUGCGGCGCCUGGAGAAGAACGUGAAGGAGGUUCUAGAAGACUUUGGUGAGGACACUGAGAAGAAGGCCCAUCUCAUCACUGGACGCAGAGUACAGCUGGCUGAAGACCUCAAGAAAGUCCGUGAGAUUCAGGAGAAACUUGAAGUGUUCAUAGAAGCUCUUCACAAGGAAAAGUAGAACAUGAGGCACAAACCAUUGGAAGCAAACCGGCGGACUGCAAAAGCAAUGCUCUGAUCUAAGAAGUCUAAUUUGCCCCUCUGUUAAAGACUGCCCCCCCCCCCCCCCCCCCCCAUCUGAUUUUAACGUCCACGGCUUGGCUUGGCUUGGCCCUUCACACCACACGGACCGGAAGGCAGCCCGUAGCACCCCCCCUUUCACUUUCAAACACAGAGAGAAGAGGAAGGAUCCUUUGAACUGAGCCAGGUCAAUGUGGCAGGGGGCACCUCCUGACCUCUGAGUGGCCCUCCUCCACGCCUCCUGUUUCCAGUCCAGACACAGGAGUUCAGCAUCCUUCGGCUUCCCUUUAUUGACGAAGAAGAGGGUCUGAAAAAAGAGCGAGCUUCAAGUUGUGUGCUCCCCCCCCCCCCAUAUAAUUUCUAAUAAAUGAAGGAGUUGUACAGCUUUGGACUUUCACUCCCAGCUUCCUUUCUAUUGACUGAAGAUGAAUUGGCUUGAUCACCUGUCAUAGGUGGGCGGUUUCCUGGGUGGGCGUGGUUAAAGGUCCUGAUCGUGGUUGGGGGUGUGUUGACUCUGUGUUAGUCCAAUGUGUAAGGAUGAUGGAAAUGAACCCCCCCACCCAUCGCUGCCUACCUUUCCCCUUAGGGCCUGUAGGACCUAGCCCGGGGGAUAGCCCUGUUCUGUCUGCAGGGGGAUAGCCCUGUUCUGUCUGCAGGGGGAUAGCCCUGUUCUGUCUGCAGGGGGAUAGCCCUGUUCUGUCUGCAGGGGGAUAGCCCUGUUCUGUCUGCAGGAGAAUGGCUGCCUCGUCAGUCUAGAUGUGUAGACAUCAUUACUACCCAACAGCGUUUACCUCCAUCCUUCCUGGACUCUCCUCUGUUCUCAGGAGAUCAUGUUCCACAAACUAGGUGUAAAAAUAAUGUCAUUUAUUUCUAAAUUAGUAGAUGCAGGUUUGAUUUUGGGGGUUAAUGGAAAUGGAUUCACUCUUUUUCUUCUGUCUGUGAGCGCACGCACAGCCACACUUCAUUUUGUAUGUUGCUUUUGUGUGUUUACCUCAGCCUGUGCUUGAGUGCAUUCAUUUCACAGUGGUACAGCGCCAUCUCUUCUGCCUUGGAAUUGGUCUCCAUUGGACUAGAAUCAGGUCUGAACUGCGGUGGAUGGAAGCUCAUUGUCCAGUCAUGUCUGGGUUGAGAUGCCGGGGGUCCAGCCGUGUCGAUACGUGGUUAAAGAGCCCUGGGUUCUUCACAGCGGACACAUUCUCCUCCCCAUUCACACGAGUUCUGGUUCUGGUUGUCGAGGCUCGUCUGUCUAAAUCCAGGGCACACUGUCUUGUAGCUCACUGUCCCUUGCUUCGUUUCUUUCGGUCCACCCCUUUCUCUUUCCAUCCCUCGCUCGCUCCACUACAUCAUUGCUCUUUCCAGAGAGAAAGGGAUGGAAAGAAAGAGAGAGAGGUAGCUCUUUCCCACCCCUUUGUUCGUUCAUCAAUUCUAGUGUCUUUCUCUCUCUCCCUCUGAAGUGUUGGUCAUGAGUAGAUUGACCGGGGGAAUAUCUCAAUGGCUUAACCCUGGACAUUCAUAUGUGUAUAUGGGGGUAUAUAUAUGUAAUAUAUAUAUAUCGUACGUUGUGUAAAUGUGAAGUUAAUAGAAGCCCUGGUUGUGUUGGCUCUCCCUGUCAUUGGGUUUAGACGUUGUAAAACGUAGUUUGCAUGAUGCCCUCCUGCACCCUCAGAUGUGGUUUAUUUAUUACAAUUUCACUGUUUAAGGAGAAAAGAAAGUUGAAAUAAAACGGACAUUAUUAAAAAACAUUGGUUUCCGUGAA